Anolis carolinensis (green anole) is the source of this 2345-nucleotide messenger RNA. RefSeq names its product interferon-inducible GTPase 5. The transcript has 2 exons. Bases 205 to 1509 code for a protein of 434 amino acids. Gene Ontology annotation, molecular function: GTPase activity; GTP binding. The record is from RefSeq and is a predicted model, not a curated record. Gene Ontology annotation, cellular component: membrane. NCBI's taxonomy places the organism in Eukaryota, Metazoa, Chordata, Lepidosauria, Squamata, Anolidae.
UUGUCCAUCUCGACCAACUAAAGAUAUUUUCACCAACAAUCCUUUUUUUUGUUGGCACAGUUUGAUCUUUGCCCAUCUCUGGAUAUAGAUCAUUUUCUCAAUAGCCUGAAAAUUUGGAUCUUUGCAACUCACAAAACCUUUAGCUUCCUUUGUCAGUGACUGCUCAAGUUGCUCAAGUUAGGGACUUCCCACAAGAGCCAAGUUAUGUGCCGGUGCUUUAACUUUCACUUUCAUUCAGGCAAAGCUGAUUGUAGAAAAGCCACACACAACGAGAGAGGAACAGAAAGAGAACACAGAAAAACUCAAGAAGAAAUAGUUCAGCUUCUUAGCAUUCCCUCAGCCGCAGCAAGACCCAUGGCGAUGGAAGACUUCAAGGCAGCCGUUUAUGAAGGGAGGCUGACAGAUGCUGUGUCUAAUGUGGUUGGAAAACCACUGCAGUAUUUCAGCGAAGUGCCACUCAACAUUGCUGUAGCAGGAGAGCCAGGCUCUGGAAAGUCCUCCUUCAUCAAUGCCAUGCUGGGCUUACAUGCAGGUGAUCCAGGAGCUGCUGAGACAGGCAUACAGACAACAACAGUAGACGUCAAGGCUUUCCCACAUCCACAUCUUCUAAAGGUCAUUUUUUGGGAUCUCCCAGGAAAAGGAGCAGCAUUUUUUGGUGAAGAUACUUUUGCCAAGAUUGACUUGAAUCGCUUUGAUUUCUUCAUCAUAGUUGGUGCCCAGCGUUUCCGGACCAUUCACGCUGACCUGGUCAAUGAGAUCCAAGGAAUGAGCAAGAAGUUUUACUUUGUGCGUAGCAACAUAGACCUUGAUCUGGAAGCAUCCAAGAGGCAGAGGCCUUCAGAUUAUAAUGAGGAGAAGAUUCUCCUGAGAAUCAAGGACGAUUGCCAUGAGGGACUGCGAAGAGAAGGAGUGGCCAAUCCACAAGUCUUUCUAGUGUCCAGUUAUGAAACCAGCCGCUUUGAUUUUCCCCUUCUUUGGGAAAAGCUGAAGAGUGAUCUCUUAGGGCUGAGAAGGAAAGCUUUUCUGCUCAAUUUGCCCAGCAUCUACCUGCCAGUCUUGAACAACAAGAAAAUGGCUAUGAAGAAGCAGAUUCUAACCAGAGCCCUUUGGUUGUGGAUUUUUGCUGCUAUUCCAAUCCCAGGCCUUUCCUACUUCCCUGCCAGAAAAGUCCACUCCUGGUGUUAUCGUAACUUUGGCCUAGAUGAUCCAUCCCUCACAGAUCUUUCUCAGCUGGUUGGGAAGACAGCAGCCACCUUUAAAGCAGUAAUGAAGCCCCUGUCAUUCACCUCUGUGGUUCUAUGGGGCUUUGCAGAAUUGGUAAGAGCCGUGGUGAUAAUAGGAGACUAUAACCACCAUCGGCACUUCCCACUUUAUGGAUACCUACUGUCAGGAGGAAUUUCACUUCUUUCCACCUACCUCAUUUUAAAGAAAUUUGUAUCCAAUGCUACCGACAACACCCAAAGAGUUCUGACUGAAGCUCUGGUGUGUGAGGAGAAGAAGUCCAUAUAGUGGCAAACAUCCACAUUCACAACUACAGUGAUAUUAGAUUAUGAUGGACUCUGCAGGUUCUCUUGCCAGAAAAGGACUUGGACACCAUGCAAUAUGUUCAGCAUAUUGAUUAGAUUCCAAUCUAUAUAGUCAGAGUGUAUGUUGGAGUGUAUGUUCCUCUACCACAAUUCCAAGACAAUGAAUUCUAGAUAAAGCAUAGCAAGAAUACACUUGAGAAACUGGAGAUGUGAUCCUCAAUAUUAUUUGCUUUAAUAUUUUAAUUAAGAGAGCUAGUAUGAUGGUUUGAGCAUUGGACUAUGGCUCUAGAAACUAGGGUUGGAAUCCUUGGCCAAGCCAUAGAAACCCACAAGGUGACUUUGGGCAACUCUCUUGGCCUCAGAGGGAGGCAAAGGAAAAGGUAAACUUGCCAAGAAAACAUUCUAAUGGGUUCGUCUGAGACCCCAUCUACACUGCCUUGUAAUGCAGUUUGAAUUGCACUAUAUAUAAAAUGCAGACUGAGCUGCAUUAAAAAGGAUAAUAAAUAACAAUGAUGAUGAUGAUUUUCAAACAAUGCAAAAUUGUGCCAAGAAAAGUUUGAUUUUAUUCUUUGUAGAAAUUUUUAAAAGUCAAAUAUCCAGCCCUCUUUUAUUUGCUUAUGUUAUUCUGGAUUUCCUAACAAUGAGAAAAAAGCUAUUCCCAAUUUUUUUUAAUUUAUUUUUUAUUUUAUUCCCAAAGAAUGCUAUUUAGCACAUCACUACCAUGCCAGCACCUGGAUUUUGAUCAGUGUCCCCACCUUUCAAAAAGGAUGAGAAAUUUAUCUAAUCUUUAAUAAACUAACAAGCUGAAUUUUGAAACGA